Molecule: messenger RNA, 1596 nt
Organism: Mollisia scopiformis
Lineage: Eukaryota; Fungi; Ascomycota; Leotiomycetes; Helotiales; Mollisiaceae
Product: general substrate transporter
Exons: 5
Coding region: 1-1596 (531 amino acids)
Biological process (GO): carbohydrate transport; transmembrane transport
Cellular component (GO): membrane
Molecular function (GO): carbohydrate:proton symporter activity
Source: RefSeq, a predicted model, not a curated record
AUGGCGGUCGGCUUCUUCAAAAACUACAGGGUCUAUAUCCUGACCAGUGUAGCGUAUAUGGGCUCGCUGCUCUUUGGAUAUGAUACUGGCGUUAUGUCCUCAGUUCUAUCACUGGCUAGUUUCAAAAAGGAUUUCGGUCUCCCAACAGGCUCGACUGGCUUUGACAGCAAAACCAACGCACACAUCUCCCAAAAUGUCGUCUCUCUGCUCACUGCUGGCUGCUUCUUUGGUGCCAUAUUUGCUUCAGUCAUCAACGACAAGUUCGGACGCAGGAUUUCCUUACUUGGCUUCACAAUCGUUUUCAUGCUCGGCGCCAUCAUACAAGUCACAUCGCUCCAUCACAUCAGCCAGAUGUAUGGUGGCAGAUUCGUCGCUGGUCUGGGCAUUGGUGGAAUGUCUAGUAUUACUCCAAUAUUCGUAGCUGAAAACUGCCCACCACAAGUGAGGGGUAGAAUCACUGGGCUAUUCCAAGAGUUCUUGGUUAUUGGAUCUACAUUUGCGUACUGGUUGAAUUAUGGAGUGUCUUUACACGUGAAGCCAUCCACGUCUCAAUGGCGCAUUCCGGUCGGAAUCCAACUCAUUCCAGGGGGUAUGCUCUUUAUUGGACUCCUUUUCCUCAAGGAAUCUCCUCGAUGGCUUGCCAAGCAAGGCCGAUAUGAGGAAGCCACCGCAUCCCUUGCCUACAUGCGACGAGACGAUGUCAAUGACCCAGAGAUUCUGAAAGAAAUUGCCGAUAUCCGAGUCUCUAUCGAGGAAGAACUGCAGCUUACCGAAGGUGUAACAUGGAAAGAAUGUCUUAUCCCCGGCAACCGAAACCGAUUUGCAGUUGCCUUUACCAUCUUUCUAUGCCAGCAAUUCUCUGGAACGAACAGUAUUGGAUACUAUGCUCCUCAGAUCUUCCAAACUGUCGGCGUCAGCAAGACUAAUGCAUCUCUCUUCGCCACUGGUGUCUAUGGUACCGUGAAAGUCUGUGCUACUGGCUUGUUUCUAAUUGUUGGUAUUGAUAAGAUCGGACGAAGGAACUCGUUGCUAGGAGGCGCCCUAUGGAUGAUGACCAUGAUGUUCAUUCUUGGCGGUGUCCUGCACACUCAUCCUCCCAAGAACGUCAAUGUUGUGUCGCCUGCGUCCAUUGCCAUGGUUGUCAUGAUCUACCUUUAUGUUAUCGGCUACUCUGCAUCCUGGGGACCUAUUCCAUGGGUAUAUGUUUCCGAAAUCUUCCCCACUCGUCUCCGGUCCUACGGUGUUGGUCUCGCAGCCGCAACCCAAUGGCUCUUCAACUUCGCCAUCACCUACAUGACUCCAUCGGCCAUCUAUCAUAUCGGCUGGAGAAUCUUCCUAAUGUUCGGAAUCUUCUGCCUUGCCAAUUUCGCAUUCGUAUUCUUCUUCAUCAAGGAGACGAAAGGCAGGACUCUUGAGGAUAUGGAUGUCCUAUUCGGCACUGUCGAUGCAGAGAUCAGGGCUGCGGACAUCGAGAGGGUAUUGCACAAAGGCGAGCAUGACGAUCACGAGAUGGGCGAAGUUGGCACGAAGGCUCCGGUACCAGAGACGUCAGACGUGGAGAAUGUAGCAACUGGGGAUGAAAAGACUGUCUCCUAA